Molecule: messenger RNA, 636 nt
Organism: Lottia gigantea (owl limpet)
Lineage: Eukaryota; Metazoa; Mollusca; Gastropoda; Lottiidae
Exons: 7
Coding region: 1-636 (211 amino acids)
Biological process (GO): regulation of JNK cascade
Cellular component (GO): cytoplasm
Molecular function (GO): protein binding
Source: RefSeq, a predicted model, not a curated record
AUGCAUCGAUUUAUAACACGACAUGAAGAUGAGAUGUUGGUAGAAAUAGGUGAUCCUAUACAUGUUAUAACAGAAUCAGAUGACUUAUGGUGUGAAGGUAUCAACCUGCGUACAGGUCAGAAGGGUAUAUUUCCUGCUAUGUAUGCUACUGAUUUAACUUUCUUAGAAGAAGAAGAGGACGAUUCUGAAGGUGAAUAUAGAAAAUAUAACCUACAGUUUCUGGGUUCUGUAGAGGUACAAUGUCAGAAAGGCGAUGAAGUUCUCUGUCAAGCUGUCAAUAAGGUUGCGUUAGCUAGAAGAUGUAACCUGGCCAUCAACCCACCACCUGUUUGUACUCUAGAAAUCAGUCAGUAUGGUAUUAGAAUGAUAGAUAAGAGUAAAGAGGGGCAUGAAAGUGACAGUUUUUCCCAUUUCUUUGCUUUGAAAAAUAUAUCUUUCUGUGGAACUCAUCCUAGAAAUGAUAGGUAUUUUGCUUUUAUCACCAAACAUCCAGUAGAUAUGAAGUUUGCUUGCCAUGUGUUUCUCGGUGAUAGAUCAACUCACAAAGUUACUGAUGCUUUAGGAUUUGCCUUUAAAAGAUUUUACCAAGAAUAUAUGGCAUUUACCCACCCUACAGAAGAUAUUUAUUUAGAUUAA